UAACUGAGUUCCUCAACAACACUCCCAUCUUUUCCCGUGUGAUGGAGCUCGUCUUCGCCCGUUUCUUGCUUCUACUUUGCUUCUCUGUGUCCACACUCGCCGUCUCUUCUUCGAGCCCCGCUGGCCUCGUUCCACUGCUCUCACUCAUGGCUCGCUGGACUAACGUGCCCUCCGCCAUAAGCUCUAGCUGGAACUCCUCUGAUCCCACUCCCUGUAAGUGGGUUGGUGUGGAGUGUGACUCUGCUGGCAAUGUGGUCUCUCUGAACCUCUCCAGCUAUGGUCUUUCGGGUCGGGUAGGACCUGAAGUGGGGCGCUUGACCCACUUGCGGGUCCUUGAUCUUAGCAGCAACAAUUUCACUGGUGAAAUUCCUCAGCAGUUGGGGAAUUGUACCCAGCUUGAGUACUUGGAUAUGUCCCAUAAUGGGUUCACCGGGGAAAUCAAGGACGACUUGAGCAGGCUUCGGAAUUUGAGCUACUUGAGCUUGUUCUCGAACUCGCUGGCAGGCGAGAUACCCAAGUCAUUGUUCCGAAUUCCUAGUCUAGAGCAUGUGUACUUGCACUCGAACAAUUUAAGUGGUUCCAUUCCUAAGACUGUUGGUGAUAUGAGAGAGGUCGCGUACCUGGAUUUGCAUUAUAAUAAUUUGUCAGGUGCCAUUCCCGAUUCCAUUGGCAAUUGCAGUAAAUUACGAGAACUCAUUUUGACUAGGAAUGAGCUCGUAGGAGUUUUGCCACCAACCCUUGGUGCUCUUGAGAACCUUGUUUAUUUAGAUGUUAGUGAGAAUAACUUUGAAGGGAAGAUCCCUUUGGGUUCAGCCCGUUGCGAGAAUUUGGAGACUCUGGUCUUGUCAUACAACAAUUUCAAUGGGCGUCUCCCACCGGAAUUGGGCAAUUGUAGCAAUCUAACUACUUUAGCCGCCGUAAGAGCCAACUUGACCGGAAAUAUACCGUCUACAAUGGGCCAGCUUGAGAGACUCUCUUUUCUCUAUCUCUCUGAGAAUCAAUUGUCUGGAGAAUUGCCUCCCGAACUUGGCAAGUGCAAGUCCUUGAAAAGCUUGCAAGUGUACUCCAACCAACUUGAAGGGGAAAUCCCUCGGGAAAUCGGCGACAUCAGUAAGCUCAAAGAUCUUCAGUUGUUUCAGAAUCGUUUGAGUGGUGAGAUUCCACUUGGAAUCUGGAAGAUUCCAUCCCUUGAGAACCUUUUGGUCUAUAACAAUUAUCUCUCGGGAGAGCUACCUCUGGAGAUAACUGAGCUCAAGAACUUGAAGAACAUCACUUUGUUCAACAACCAUUUCUCUGGAGUCAUUCCUCAAAGUUUGGGUAUGAAUAGUAGUUUACUGGAGUUGGAUUUCAUUAAUAACAAGUUCACUGGCCCGAUACCGCCCCAUCUGUGCUGGGGAAAUAAAUUGGAAGUGAUGAAUCUCGGUGUGAAUCAACUUCAAGGUAGCAUACCUUCUGAUGUUGGAAGCUGUUCAAGUCUGAGGAGGUUGAUCCUUAAAGAAAACAACUUUACCGGGGUCUUGACAGAUUUUUCAAGGAUGCCCGACCUUUUGCUGAUGGAUAUCAGCAAAAACAGCAUCAGUGGGAGCAUCCCCUCUAGCUUGGCUAACUGUAGCAAUAUCACCGCUAUCAACUUGUCCAUGAACAAACUCACAGGAUUUCUACCCUUGGAGCUGGGGCACCUUUCAAACCUUGUGAUGCUAAAUCUCUCUCACAACAAUCUGCAAGGUUCCUUGCCAUCUGAGCUGUCACGUUGUAAAAGAUUGGAAACUUUUGACGUCGGGUUCAAUCAAUUGAAUGGUUCACUUCCGUCAAGUUUGAGGAAUUGGACAAGUUUGUCAACACUCAUUUUGACAAGGAACCGUUUCGAUGGAGGCAUUCCACUUUUCUUGACAGACCUUGGGAAGUUAUUAGAGCUACCAAUGGGUGGGAAUUUGUUAGGAGGUGAAAUUCCCUCUUCAAUUGGAUCACUGAAGAGUCUAACAUAUGCUUUGGAUCUUAGCGAGAACAGAUUCACGGGGAAGCUUCCUUCAGAAAUUGGGAACUUGAUCCUGCUUCAGAGGCUGGAUAUAUCAAACAACAAUCUUUCUGGAAGUUUAGCGGUGCUCGAAGAACUUGAUUCAUUAAUUGAGCUAAAUGUCUCAUACAAUCACUUCACAGGUCCGAUACCGAACCUGAUCCAUCUGAACUUAACUCUUUCUUCUUUUUUGGGAAACUCAGGUCUGUGUGUCAGAUGCCAACCAUCUGGUUCGGUAACUUGCUCUGGGAGUGAUGGUCUCAGUCCUUGCAACAGUCCAAGAGACCGAAAAAGCCUAACAAGAGCUGCAACAAUUUUGAUAGCUCUGGCUUCUUCUCUAAUUUCUGUUGCUGUGAUCGUCGGAUUAGUUUUCCUGGUGGAUUCGUGCAGAAGGAACGUGUUCAUAAUUAAUACCUUUAUUCGUAGGAUGGGUGGAUAUUAA
Molecule: messenger RNA, 2456 nt
Organism: Eucalyptus grandis
Lineage: Eukaryota; Viridiplantae; Streptophyta; Magnoliopsida; Myrtales; Myrtaceae
Product: leucine-rich repeat receptor-like protein kinase PEPR1
Exons: 1
Coding region: 42-2456 (804 amino acids)
Molecular function (GO): protein binding
Source: RefSeq, a predicted model, not a curated record